This is a messenger RNA of Bolinopsis microptera, 1211 nucleotides long. RefSeq lists its product as uncharacterized. Lineage: Eukaryota; Metazoa; Ctenophora; Tentaculata; Lobata; Bolinopsidae. Bases 1 to 1074 code for a protein of 357 amino acids. The transcript is spliced from 2 exons. The record is from RefSeq and is a predicted model, not a curated record.
AUGUCAGAGAUCAAACCAGUUUCAAUCUCAUAUCUCGACUUCAAAGCCGGAAAAGACUUUACUGAAGACGUUUCCGCCGCUUUUGGAGCGAAUGGCCUUGGUUUAAUUGUAAUACGGGACCUACCCGAUUUCCAAAAGGAGAGAAUCGCUGCCCUGAGAACAAUCAGAAAGUUCGCAAAUCUAUCCGAAGAGAUAAAAGAUAAAUACACCCACUCAGAGAGCAACUAUAGUUUUGGCUGGAGUCAUGGCAAGGAGAAGAUGAGGAACGGAGUCCCGGACACGGCCAAAGGGUCCUACUACGCGAACACACUAGGUGACACCACCACAGAUGAUCAGUACCUGAAGGAUACAUUCCCGGAAAUGUACUCUGACAAUGUGUGGCCCUCAGAGGAUUUACCCGAACUGGAGCCAGCAUUCAAGAACAUGUCCCAUAUCCAGGUGGGUGUAGGCUACAUGAUCUGCGAACUGUUUGACAAAUAUCUGCGUGGUCUCACUAACGGGCUGCACUCCGCUGGGCACUUCCUGGACAUGCUGAAGAAAGGGACGGCUUGUAAGGGUCGUCUCCUUCACUACUUCCCUGCUCCCCCAGCUGCUAACAAGUCUGAGGAUGGUCUGUGUGGGUGGCAUCUUGAUCACGGUGGUAUCACCAUCCUCACCUGUCCUCUUUACCUGGACCUAGAGGGUAACGAGAUACCAGCCCCCUCUGACUGUGGUCUACAUAUUAAACAUCCUAGUGACGGGAGCAUUGUCAAGGUCACAAUUCCUGCUGACUGUUUGGUUGUGCAACUUGGAGAGUCCUUCCAGUACCUCAGUGGUGGUCAUCUCCGGGCCACAGCUCACUGCGUCAAAUCCUCCAAAACCCCUGACAUCACUCGAGAAACCCUGGCUUGUUUUAUGGACUGGCUGCCGGAAGAGACCAUGAAACUCCCCGAGUACACACGACCCUACGCGGAGGUGGUCCACACGCCUUUCCUGCCAGAGGGAGUUCCAGAUUUGGAGGGGAGGAUGAAGGGAGUCAAACAUUACAGGGACUUUUAUUCGAACACUUUCAAAGCCUAUCACAGUGAGAAUUAACUGAAGGUGGUUUAUAUUUUAUUAUUACUUGGUCUUAUUCGUUUAGUGUAUAGGGGAUAUGAUAUUUGAAUAUUCCACGAUUCUAUUUUUAAAUUCAUUAAGACUUUUCAUUUAUUACCAUUUACUAUUGUUAUUUA